GAAAGAGGGAGGGGGAGAGAAAGGCUGUCACUAUCCUUCCCUGCUCUAAUCCCCCAGUCCUGCCUCUGUGUGCUGAUGCUCUUUACAUUUACAGUGCACAAACUCCAGACUACAUUUUUAGGCAGAGAGUGAAUUUUAAAAUAGAUUUGUUGUGAAGUCGGGAGCUUCGGUUUGACUCGUUCAGAUGUAAGCGCUGAAGAUCAUCCAGGACUUCUGACGUACUACAAACAACGGCACAACUGAAUGCAAAAACCAAGACAGAAAAACUUAACACAAAGGUUUCAUCCUACCAGAAGGAGCUUCACUGCAAGCCAAAGUGACUGAAAGUCUGAUGCUACAUCCUUUAUUAGCUUAAUUGAAAAGGAGUAAAAGGAGCACAGCAACUAAUGAGUCUGACAGCAGUGUGAAAGGCUAAUUACUUUAUCCUGCUAGACUAAAAGCUCAGACUGCACUUUAAUCUCACUUUGUUUUUCAACUUUAACACCCUAAGAAGCACCACUGAAGCCAAACUAAGCCUUUUACUCUGUAAUAUAUAUUAGCUGUUAGUUACUAGUAAGCCAAGAUGGCCGACCCCUACCAGAACAACGUAUACCACCAAGGAGGCGGCGACAGCUAUGGGACGUAUGGGGAAGGCGGCGGCCAUGAUGGAUACGGAUACCAAGGAGACUACCCUCCUCAGGAAGAGGAUGCAGCGAGCGACGUGACCGAAGGACACGAUGAAGAGGAUCAGAUGUACGAAGGAGAAUAUCAGGGGAUUCCUCAUCCGGACGAGGUGAAGGCUGCACAGAGAGCCGCACGGGCUAAAUCUCGAACCACCGCCAGCGCUGCCUCAGAACUGGAGGAGCUCUCUCAGCAGUACGAGGACAUCAUGGAGGACUGUGGUCACGGCAAGUUCCAGUGGACGCUCUUCAUCGUGCUCGGCCUCGCUCUGAUGGCCGACGGCGUCGAGUGUUUCGUGGUCGCCUUCGUUUUGCCGUCUGCAGAGAAGGACCUGUGCCUGUCCAACGCUGAGAAAGGAAUGCUGGGUCUGGUGGUCUUCCUCAGCAUGAUGGUGGGGGCCUUCCUGUGGGGAGGUCUGGCGGACAAAGUGGGCCGUCGGCGCUGUCUGGUCGUGGCGUUGGAGAUAAACUGCAUCUUUGCCUUCCUGUCGUCGUUCGCUCAGGGCUACGGCUUCUUCCUGUUCUUCAGGCUGCUGUCUGGCAUCGGUAUCGGAGGCACGGUGCCGAUUGUGUACUCGUACUUCUCCGAGUUCCUUCAGAUGGACAAGCGAGGAGAACAUCUGUCCUGGUUGUGUAUGUUCUGGAUGAUCGGUGGCAUCUAUGCUUCGUUUACGGCCUGGGGAAUCAUCCCUAGAUACGGUUGGGGCUUCAGUAUGGGCACAGAGUUCCAGUUCCACAGCUGGAGGGUUUUCGUCCUGGUUGCUGCUCUUCCUGCGAUCGCUUCUCUGGUCGGACUCACAUUCAUGCCUGAGAGUCCUCGCUUCCUGCUGGAGAACGCCAAACACGACGAGGCCUGGAUGAUCCUGAAGCAGGUCCACGACACCAACUGGAGGGCCAAAGGGCAGCCGGAGAAAGUCUUCACCGUGACUCACAUCAAAGCACCGAAGACAGCCGAAGACGAGUUCAUCGAGAUUCAGAGCGCGACAGGAACGCCGGUCCAACGCUGGGCUGUUCGCUCUCUGACGCUCUGUAAACUGGUGUUGAGGAACGUGGCGUCCCUCCUGUCGGCUGAGCUGAGGUUCGCUACUCUCUUCAUGGCCAUCAUCUGGUUCUGCAUGGCCUUCAGUUAUUAUGGUCUGUCGGUUUGGUUCCCCGACAUGAUCAAACACCUGCAGUACGAAGAGUACGAGUCCAAGGUGAAGGUGUUCCACGGAGAACGAGUGGAGAACUUCCAUUUCAACUUCUCUUUGGAGAACCAGAUCCAUAAAGAAGGAAAAUACAUCCGGGACACGUUCGUCAGUAUAGAGAUGAAGUCAGUGAAGUUUGAGGACUCUCUGUUUGAAGACUGUCACUUUAAGGACAUCAAGUCCACAGACACAGUGUUUGAGAACUGCACCAUCCGAUCCACCAUCUUCGACGACACAGACCUGUGGAAGCAGAAGUUCAUCGAUUGUAGGAUGGACAACGUCACCUUUGAGCAUAACAAACGCGGCUGCCACCUGGACACCGUGGAGGAGAACGACGUGCUCAUCUACCUGGUCAGUUUCCUGGGCAGCCUGGCGGUGCUGCCGGGAAACAUCAUCUCAGCGCUCUUCAUGGAGAAGAUCGGCAGAGUGAAGAUCAUAGGCGGCUCCAUGCUCACCUCAGCCGGCUGCACCUUCUUCCUGUUCCUGAGCUUCAGCCAAUCAGCGAUCAUCGCCCUGCAGUGUCUGUUCUGUGGCGUUAGCGUGGCGGCGUGGAACGGCAUCGAGGUGGUGACGGUGGAGCUCUACCCCGCUUCAAAGAGGGCGACGGCCUUCGGCGUGCUCAACGCUCUCUGUAAACUGGCCGCCGUCCUCGGCAGCUCCAUCUUCGCCGGCUUCGUGGGCGUCACCAAGGCCGUCCCCAUCCUGCUGUCCUUCACCGCUCUGGUCUGCGGCGGUCUGGUGGCCCUCAAACUGCCCGACACGCGACAGAAGAUCCUGCAGUGAGGCGGCGGCGGGGUGAGGCGGGGUGAGUUCUGGGGGGAGGGAGGGAGGGAGGGUGAGGAAACAUUUCUGCUUCACGUUGGAAGCUGCUGAACCGACUCUGACUUCACUCUGCACUCCGAGGAGGAACCAGCUGUUAAUGUCCAACGCCGAGCUCCAGUCUUCAUUUUGUACAGGGGAAGAGGGGGGAGGACGGACCGGGGAGGACGGGGGGUUGGUGUUUACUGCAGCCAUGAAUCCACGGACACACUGGACCUACUAACCGUUUAAAGAAGCGACUGAGCACCGCUGCUGUUCCGGAGGCUUCCAUCUCACAUCUACCUGCUCCCUGUAGUUCUGUGACGACGUCCGACUCCGGCCACAUGUUUCCCGUCACCUCGUAGACUUUCCAGCUGUUUCCGUAAAUAACCGCCCGCUCUAGUGUUCCAGCAAUUAAGGGGCUCGAUCGAGGUUUAAAUCCACAGGAGUUCGUGGCAGUUUUACCUAAAAACGCAGUUAGCGGAGCGUCGUUUACGCCGUCGCACACAAGCUGAACUCAACGAUGACACAUCUGGACAGAUAAGGAGUUUAUUUAACCUCAAAUCCUGCAGCAGCUUCAGCUCCAGAAUAUUAACGGAUAAAGUUUGUGACUUUAGAGCGGACAUCGUGUUCCCUCGAUGAGUCUGCUUUUACUAGUCACAGUUUUAACCCCUCUAACUGCAGUAGAAGUACUUACAUGAGUAAAAAUAUCAUUAUCACACAGUAGAAAUACUCUGUUGAGGACUAAAGUAUUGUCAUCAAAUUAAGGGAACUAAAGUAAUAAUUAAUGCAUUAUAAUUAAUGAUGCUGUUUCCCUCUUAAAUGCUGCAGUAAAAAUGAUUAUAUUUACUACAGAAUAGUUCGUAAAUGUCCAAUAAAGUUUCAUUUGAAUCUAAUAGGGACUUAAAAACAAAAAUACGUCAGAGUUUAUUAGUUUGUUAUUUACCUGAACAUGCAGAGAAACUUUAGUUAUUGGAUCAAUGUAGUGGAGUAAAAAUGAUAACAUUUUUCUGUUUUGAAGUAGCUAAAAAUGGAAAUACUCCAAUAAAAUACCAUUCUUGGUUUCCAUCACUCUUCUUGUGAACUCUGAGUAUAAAUCAGCAGGUUUUGACUCUUUAAUGACGACAGAUUCUGCAUUAAUUCAUCAAUAAAUGUCAUUUAGUCUGUAGAAAAACUACACGUUGGAGUGUAAAGUUAUAAUCUUUGACUUGAACUUGAAGUAGGUAACUUUAACCAUCUGUGGAGGUCGACAGAGCGCCACCAUGUCGGAUAGAUAAUAAUAAAAGACAACAUUAAUGAGUGCAAUAAUCAAUCGAUACAUCUCCUAUAACUGAUCAAAAAGCAGCCAAAAAAGUCUCCAAAGUCAAAUUAAAGAGUUGGUAGGAUGGUUUUCUGAUCUCCUGUCUCGUGCACACGCCUGGUUUUGAGAUGAAUAAACGCCGCAGAUAGCCCUCUGGUUACCAUGGAAACUGUAGUGACUCCAGUCAGUUACAGAACUCGUAAACUGUCCUGAUAUCUGAGAAACUGUUUGUUAAAAGAAACAAAUUAAAAUCUUAAACUAUCAAAACAAAAGCAUCCAGACUGGCUAACCAGCUGACUGUAGUGGAUUUAAUGUGUUUAAUGUGCUUCAGCCGCCUUUAAAUCACAUAUUUAGAUGCUUUUAAUUCCAGAUCUGUUGUUUAAAUUUAUUCCAGAUGUUUGUGCAGCUGCUGUUGUGAAAUUCUGUGCGACGGUUUAGACGCUCAGCUCUCUGUUUAAUCUGCUCGUUACAAUCAACUGUUAGUCAACGAUGUACUUCUAAUUAUUGGGAAAAAACGGAGGAAACUGGAGUUAAAGUCGAACUGAAAUUAGAAUUCUCUUUUGGUUAGAAUCAGACUGUAAAUACUGUGUGUAGUUUUUGGUUUUUAAAAGAGGAUAAAGGCUUUUUCUGAACUUAAAAAUGUUAAUUUAUAAUAAUUUGUUCCUUUUUUCAGUGAGUGCUGAUUGUGUGACAUUAGCAGGGCUGCAACUAACAAGUAUUGUAUUAAUUCAUCUUAAUUCUCACAUUUAUUUUAGUCUUUAAACUUAAAAAACUAAACAUCACAGCUACACGCGUCUUUAAAUGUCUUCUUGAGCCCACAACCUAAAGAUAUUCAGCUUAAAAUGAAAAAAAAAAAUUCAGGAAAACUGUAUAAAUACAUGCUAAAAUCUGAGAAUACACGGUUUUAUUUUACUAUUUUUGCUCAUUGAUUGGUGGCUUAAAUCAGAUUUUAUGACUUCUUCAGCAUUAUGUAAAUAUUUACAAAAACAUCUUUAAAAACAGGUGUUUUUCCUGAUAUAAAUGUUGAUAAACGACAUUUUCAGGACGUUACAUUUUUAUUUUUGUUCAUGUUUAGUUGAAUAACUGUGAAAACAACUUAAAAAUAAUAUCUAGCUGCAGCUCUGCUUCUGUUCCAGAUUAAUUAGUGAUUAACUUUGUGCUUAACCCUCCUGUUGUCUUCAUUUACGGGCACCAAAAAAUAUUGUUUCCUUGUCUGAAAAAAAAUCAAAAAAUUCAGCAAAAAAAAUUUCUGAAAAUUUGCAAAACUUUCAGGAAGAAAAUUCCAAUUAUUCCUUAAAAGUUUUAUUUUCAAAAAAUCCCCUGAAUUUGACAAGAACAUUGAAAAAAUGAGUAAAAAUCUUCCAAAAAAAAUCCUAAAAAUAUCUAAAGUGAUUCCAUAUAUGUCAGAGAAACUUCUGAUAAUUUUUUAAAGAACAUUCACAUAAAAAUCAACCAAAAUCCAGUGAAAUUUGCUGGAUUUUGGUAGAUUUUUUUUGUGAAUGUUCUUAAAGAAAUAAUUUUAUUAUUUCUUUUUUCCACCAAAAAAUGUUCAAAAAUCUCCCGAAAAUGUCAAACGUGGACACCAGAAGUGUCGCUGUGGAAAUCUAUGUUGUUUUCCACAUUUUCAAACUUUAAACCGGCAGAACAACACGAGGGUUAAAAGUGGAUUUUAACUCCAGUUGGACUUUGACGACGUCGUUUAAAAGGCAGCAGAUGUUUGGGUUCUGACCUCGUUCACCUGAAGGCAUGAGAUCGUUUUUACCGUCGGACUAACAGAAGCUUCGGCCUGAAGCAGCUUCUCUGUGUGCGUUGAAGUUUGUCUCGUGUGUCGUCGUGUGUCCUGCAUGACUUCUGUCUCCUCGUCCAUCAGUGCAGAAAGACGACAUGCUAAACGUGUUCUUUUACUUUCCUGUUGGUUUUACUGGCUGUGAUCAUGUCGUCGUUUCCUGUUUAAUCGGCUUUAUUUCCCCUCUUAUUUUACCGCUCAGUUUAAUUAUUGUAUGGAGCCCCCUAGAGGUCACACUGGGAAUUUUCUUGAUUUCUAUUUUGAUUUCCUGCCAGUUUAGGGAACAUUGUUUGAUAUUUUACAUGAUUGAGGUUAUAGGUUCAUUCUGCUGCUGUGCUUCUUUGACAGACGUGUUUGUUUAUUUAGGAGUUCAGUCAUUUAGCAGCUUCAACUAGAGCUGAAUGAUUUUGGAAAAUAAUUGUGACAGCUCUGUGUAAUAAAUGAAAACUAGGGCUGGGCAUGUUAUCAGGGCAACUACUAUACAGACUGACACAUAAUUUUAUUUAUAAUGAGGAUCAGUCCUAAACAGCCCGUCUCCUAGAAAUCAUGCUUUCAAAUUAAAUUUUUGAGAGAAAAAAUCUGAUAUUGACAUUUGUGCAGCCUUUCAGAAGAAAUGCUUUCACUUUCUCUGACUCCUUGAGAAUUUCAAGAGAACGAUUCAAGGUCUCAUCCCUAAAAUACGUAUACUUGUAGUUGUCGUAGUUUCAUGUUAACAAGCCCAGCCCUGAUAAAAGCAUGCUGAUGGAGCGUUUUACUUGUGAUUUAACGCCGCAUUUUGGACUCAUUUCUGCUCAGCCAUCUCUAGUUUUCCCAAACUUCUAUGGCCUAAAAUAUAGAUAUUUAUAAAGAUAUUUUUAAAUUUUCAGCUUGAUAUUUAAAAUACUUUUAAAUGAUAAACAAAAGAAAUUACAAUCAAAGAUGGGAGCUGUCAUGAUGAGUGAAAAUAAAUGAAAAUAAUAAUGAUUCAGGUCUGUUUACUUUGCAGAGUUGAAGUCCUGACAGAAUCCUAAAAGUUUUAAUCAGCCUCCAUGUGUCGGUUAUUAUAAACCACUAAAAGAGGAAUUAAACCAGACAGGGCAGCGUGUGAUUGUAGAAAUGAAGACUGUAACGACAGAAUAAAUAAUAGACUUCAUAGUGAAUAAACAACAUUCAGUCCAUCAGCUGCUGGUUCAGAUUUUAGAUUCAAACAGUUUUUAUGUUGUUGAGUCUGAAUCUAUUAAAGACAUAAAUAAAAAAACAGGAGUUUGUCAGUUAGAAACACUCAUCAGCACUAUAAUAAACUGUUUUAAUGCUGCAAACCUAAAAUAUUUUAACAUGGCUUUGCGAGGUUUUAGUUGUUUAGCUGAAGUUAUUUUUAUUUAGAUUUCUGUUUGUUUUCCAGACAAAGGCUGCCCAGAUUCUGACAUUAUUGUAUUUUAUCUUUAAUAGUCCAAAACAUAUUCACAAACUUUAAAGAGCAAAAAUACUUUCUGUAGUUGGGUCGACUGGGAAUUUAGAAAAACUUUUAUCCUGCCUGCCAAAUGUUUGGACACAUCUUCUCAUUCAGUGUUUUUAUACUGAAGACUUCACAACACUGCAAAAGAACGCAUGGAAUUAUGGUGUAAACAAAGAAGUCUUCAUCUUCAGUACUAAUCUACUGUGUAGAAAUCCAUCCAUCCAUUCUCUAUACACCGCUUUAUCCUCACUAGGGUCAUGGGGGGUGCUGCAGCCUAUCCCAGCUGAAGGCAGGGGACACCCUGGACAGGUCACCAGUCUGUCACAGGGCUACAUAUACAGACAAACAAUCACACUCACAUUCACACCUACGAACAAUUUAGAGUUAUUAAUUAACCUCAGCAUGUUAUUGGACUGUGGGAGGAAGCCGGAGUACCCGGAGAAAACCCACGCAUGCACAGAGAGAACAUGCAAACUCCAUGUAGAAAGAUCCCAGGCCAGGAUUUGAACCGGAGAUCUACUUGCUGCAAGGCAAAAGUGUGAACCACUACUCCACUGUGCAGCCCUAUGUAGAAAAUAAUACAAAUAAAUAAAAAGCAUCAAAUGAGAAGGUGUGUCCAAACUGUUGACUGGUUGUGCAUCUCUGAAAGCAUUGAUAUAUCAAGUUAAAACAUUUUAAAUAUCUGUAGUUUAUGAUGAAUGAAGUUUUGGGCAAAUUAUAGAUGGUUGAGCAGAAAGACAAAGAUGAUUUGAGAUGAAAAAAACUGUAAAGCCUUGCUGUCAUCUGUGAAGAAACUAGUUAAAAAUGUGCAUUCCUAGUUGACUGACUGAGAGACGUUAAAACUGCUGCACUAAAUCCACCAUAAACAACCUCAUCUGUCACAGAAACAACAGAUUCAGACAACAAGCAGUCUGACUAGUGAUCAUAGAGUCACAGAUCAGCCUUUAAAAUGAAUCACAAGCAAUAAAUGCUUCAUGUGAACAGUCUCAGCAGUUCUCCUGAAAGUGUUGCCCUGAACUGGCACCAAAAAUAAAUCCUAAAAUCACCACUAUGAUGUGUGUACAUCUCUGUAUUAUUGCACCAUCUAGUGGAUUAAAUUCUAAACCACAGCUUCCUUCUGGGAUUUAACCCUCCAGUUGUCUUCACUUACAGGCACCAAAAAAAUAUUGUUUCUUUGUCUGAAAAAAAUCCAAAAAUUCCGCAAAAAAAAUUCCCCAAAUUUCCCUUAAAAGUUUUAACAAAAUCCCCAAAUUUGGCAAGAAAAUUCUUGUAAAUAUUUUUUUUAAAAUAAGUAUCUUCCCAAAAAAUCCUAAAAAUAACUAAAGUGAUUACAUUUAUAUCAGCAAAACUUUCUAUUUUCUUUAAGAACAUUCAGAAAAAAAUUAACCAAAAUCCAGCGAAUUUCGCUUUUUUUCUGAAUGUUCUUAAAGAAACAUUUUUAACAUUUCUUUUUUUUUCCACCAAGCAAUGUUCAAAAGUUUCCCAAAAAUGUUGAAAAUGUGGACAUCAGAAGUUUAACUGUAAAAUUUUAAAUUUUUUCCCACAUUUUCAAACUUUAAAACGGACGACACGAGGGUUAAAACAGAAAUCCUGCAAGUCUUAAUUACUACAGUGGAUCUUAUAAUACAGUUAGUCUGCAUUGUACAUAAAUAAAGUAUUAUUCUAUAAUAGCGAUGAAAGCAAAUUAAAAGAAGACUGUGACUUCAGCGCCCACAAGAGACACACAAACAUCAUUUGUGUGGGUAAUAUGAAUUCUAACGUCAGCAUUAAAGGGGAACUUCGUUUUUUUUCAACCUGGGGUCUGUUUCCAUAUAUAAUUUCAUACAUGUGAGUGAUGGAGAAAUGAAUUUUCGACAUAGCUCCAGUAUUUAGCCAGGCAGGCAGCUUAGCAGCUCAGCUAGCAGCUCAGCUAACGAAAAGUAUGGUGCAGCUGGCCCCCCCCCGCGUCAAAAUCCGCCCUAACGUGCUUUUUUUCCCCACACUGACCGGCUCAGAUAGUCUCAAUGAGUGUCCCACAACAUACUAGAGAUGAGAAGAGAACGAAAACCUCCACAUUACUUGGCGAUCGCUCUUUGUUGUGGUCUGUACUCAAAUCUCAGGACGCUAGAACAACAAGCGAUAAACUGAACAAAGAGCGAUCGCCAAGUAAUGUGGAGGUUUUCGUUCUCUUCUCAUCUCUAGUAUGUUGUGGGACACUCAUUGAGACUAUCUGAGCCGGUCAGUGUGGGGAAAAAGCACGUUAGGGCGGACUUUGACGCGGGGGGGUAAUUGCCCCAUACUUUUCGCUAGCUGAGCUGCUAGCUGAGCUGCUAAGCUGGCUGCCUGGCUGAAUACUGGAGCUAUGUGGAAAAUUCAUUUCUCCAUCACUCACAUGUAUGAAAUGACAUGAAAACAGACCCCAGGUUGAAAAAAACCGAAGUUCCCCUUUAAUGGUAGAGGAUGAACUUAAUUUGCAUUUCAGUCUGCAUUUGGACAGAAACUUUACUUAACUCUGCCCGAAAACCAAAAGAAACCUCCUAAAUCAAGUUGUUUUUGCCUAAUGAAGAACUUUUGUCCAGCUCUGCUCUGACAAUCAGUUAAUCAGAGAAACCCUUUUCAAAUAAGAUGUUUGAAAGUAAAUCAGUGAAACAAUCAGAGACUACUGAAUCGGUUCUUUCUGCCGCUGCUUUUCUUUUCUUUUCCCUUCUUUGUGGCUCGGCAGUAAAACGACUGUACGGACGGUGGAUUAGCCCUGAUGUUUUCCUUGUACUGUUUGAUGCUGCAGCUGGUUGUGUAAAUGACUGCAUGUUUGUCUAAUGUUUUCUCUCUCUUGGCUCUGUAUUUUCAGCAUAAUGUGUAAAGUUUGAAAUGGUCUGAGUCUGUUUUUAAUCAAUAAAAGAAAGAAACGGCA
Molecule: messenger RNA, 10055 nt
Organism: Acanthochromis polyacanthus (spiny chromis)
Lineage: Eukaryota; Metazoa; Chordata; Actinopteri; Pomacentridae
Product: synaptic vesicle glycoprotein 2B-like
Exons: 15
Coding region: 563-2629 (688 amino acids)
Biological process (GO): transmembrane transport; chemical synaptic transmission
Cellular component (GO): membrane
Molecular function (GO): transmembrane transporter activity
Source: RefSeq, a predicted model, not a curated record